AUGCAUCACCUUAUUUUCAAUGCCCCGAAAACCACCGUACCGGCUUUAUGCGUCGCCGCAUGCGAGCUUGUCGGCGGUGAACGUCACGAAGCUAUAUCCGCUGCUUCAGCUUUGUUAAUAAUGGAGGCAGCUACUUAUACUCACGAGCAUCUUCCACUCACAGAUAGGCCCAAGCCCGAGUUCGGGAUGAAUCAUGUUUAUGGGCCUAACGUGGAGCUUCUAACUGGCGAUGGAAUUGUACCGUUUGGAUUUGAACUGUUAGCUAGAUCCGACAAUGGAGAAAAUUCGGAGCGGAUCUUGCGGGUGAUGGUUGAGAUCUCACGGGCUGUGGGCUCAAGAGGGGUCAUAGAUGCGCAGUACAGGAAAACCAUGGAUACUAGAUCGGACAGUGAGGAGAUGUGCCACGUGGAAGAAAUCAAACGUGUGGUGGAGAAAUAUGAAGGUGGGUUUCAUUCGUGUGGAGCAGUAUGUGGAGGUGUGUUGGGUGGGGGAAGUGAAGAGGAAAUUGAGAAAUUGAGAAAAAUUGGAUUGUAUGUUGGAAUGAUUCAAGGCAUGGUAAAAAGGGGAUUCAACGAAGGUAGAGAAGUGAAGGAGGCAAGAAAUUUGGCACUACAAGAAUUGAAAAUUUUCAAGGAUAAAGAGGUUGAUGCAAUUCAAAUUUUAUUGAAUAUAUAA
Messenger RNA from Vicia faba (fava bean), 675 nucleotides. Lineage: Eukaryota; Viridiplantae; Streptophyta; Magnoliopsida; Fabales; Fabaceae. The record is from the annotation of a GenBank genome assembly.